Messenger RNA from Dipodomys ordii (Ord's kangaroo rat), 642 nucleotides. RefSeq names its product mannosyl (alpha-1,3-)-glycoprotein beta-1,2-N-acetylglucosaminyltransferase (gene Mgat1). The record is from RefSeq and is a predicted model, not a curated record. Gene Ontology annotation, cellular component: Golgi apparatus. The transcript has a single exon. NCBI's taxonomy places the organism in Eukaryota, Metazoa, Chordata, Mammalia, Rodentia, Heteromyidae. Gene Ontology annotation, biological process: protein N-linked glycosylation. The annotation marks the transcript as partial. Gene Ontology annotation, molecular function: alpha-1,3-mannosylglycoprotein 2-beta-N-acetylglucosaminyltransferase activity.
UGCGGCGUGGACCGGCGCUGGAGCGCGCCCACGGGGGCCCCGGCCGCCCCGCCGCGCGCCCCCGCCGCCGCCACGCCGCCGCCCGCCGCCGUCAUCCCCAUCCUGGUGAUCGCCUGCGACCGCAGCACCGUCCGCCGCUGCCUGGACAAGCUGCUGCACUACCGGCCCUCGGCCGAGCGCUUCCCCAUCAUCGUGAGCCAGGACUGCGGCCACUAGGAGACGGCGCAGGUGAUCGCCUCGUACGGCGGCGCCGUCACGCACCUCCGGCAGCCGGACCUGAGCCACAUCGCCGUGCAGCCCGACCACCGCAAGUUCCAGGGCUACUACAAGAUCGCCCGGCACUACCGCUGGGCGCUCGGCCAGGUCUUCCACACCUUCCGGUUCGCGGCGGCCGUGGUGGUGGAGGACGACCUGGAGGUGGCCCCGGACUUCUUCGAGUACUUCCAGGCCACCUACCCGCUGCUGCGGGCCGACCCGUCGCUGUGGUGCGUGUCGGCUUGGAACGACAACGGCAAGGAGCAGAUGGUGGACGCCAGCCGGCCCGAGCUGCUGCACCGCACCGACUUCUUCCCGGGCCUGGGCUGGCUGCUGCUGGCCGAGCUGUGGGCCGAGCUGGAGCCCAAGUGGCCCAAGGCCUUCUGG